GGUGCUGAGAACUCUAAAAGGAAAAGAGAGAGGGAAGGAAAAAGUUGACUAUUUUUUGAAUCUUCUCCAUCUCUUUUCUCUCCCUAUAUAUACACAUAUAUGUGUUGUGUAUCUGUGUUCUAAAUCCUUCUGAAAUUUAGGAAUUUAAAUGUAAAUCCUCGAUAUCAUUCAUAGAAAUUACAAUUCAUCCACCGUUUAUGAUUAAAUAAUAUUAUAUCUAUGGAGUUUGAGAGAUGAAAGGUCUAUUGUUGAACAUGGAGAAGAGAAAUGUUGCAAACCGGAGGGAGCAUCUGAUUUUACUACUUGCUAACAUCCAUAUCCGGAAAAUUCCUAAGCAAACAAAUGUGUUGCAGUUGGGAGAUGAAGUUAUCCAUGAACUGAUGCAGAAGUUUUUUAAAAAUUAUACAAAUCGGUGCAAAUUUUUGGGGAGAAAAAGCAACAUCCGGCAUUGGGAGUACCACCUUAGCAGCCAUGGUGGAAAGUGAACUAAUAUUAUGUAGUAUGUCAUGAUCAGCUCAUGUUUGUAAAUAUUUUUAAUUUUUUGUUAUGUCAUAAAUUUUCAUUGGUCAAAUUUGUA
This is a messenger RNA of Camellia sinensis, 577 nucleotides long. The record is from RefSeq and is a predicted model, not a curated record. Lineage: Eukaryota; Viridiplantae; Streptophyta; Magnoliopsida; Ericales; Theaceae.